AUGUCGACCAACUCUCGCUUCGACCCCAACUUCACCCCCUACGUGGUCAACGCCAUGGGUCCCAACACCCCCGAGCGUGCCCGUGUCAUCCUGGGAUCCCUCAUCACCCACAUCCACGAUUUCGCCCGCGAGGUCGAGCUGACUCCCGCCGAGUGGAUGAUGGGUGUCGAGUUCAUCAACUCCAUCGGCAAGAUCAGCACUCCCAUCCGCAACGAGUGCCACCGCAUCUGCGAUGUCAUCGGUCUCGAGUCCCUCGUCGAUGAGAUCGCCAACAAGAUCGUCACUGAGAAGGGCGAGUCCCCUACCUCCAACGUCAUUCUGGGCCCCUUCUGGUCCCCCAACGCACCCUUCCGCGCCCUCGGCGACUCCAUCAUCCAGGACCCCAAGCCCGACGCCAAGGUCACCUACAUGCACGGUGUGCUGACCGACAUGGAGACUGGUGCCCCCAUCGUCGGCGCCGUCCUCGACAUCUGGCAGGCUUCCUCCAAUGGCCAGUAUGACUUCCAGGAUCCUACCCAGUCCGAGAACAACCUGCGCGGCAAGUUCCGCUCCAACGAGAAGGGCGAAUUCUACUGGUACUGCUACCACCCAACCCCUUACUCGCUGCCCACCGACGGCCCGGCUGGUGCCCUGCUGAACCUCAUGGACCGCUCCCCAAUGCGUCCCGCCCACAUCCACCUGAUGAUCACCCACCCCGAUUACGCCACCGUUAUCAACCAGAUCUACCCCAGCGAUGACCCCCACCUCGACAUCGACUCCGUCUUUGCAGUCAAGGACGAUUUGGUUGUCGACUUCAAGCCCAAGACCGGUGACCCCAAGGCCACUCUGGACCUGAACUACCCCGUCACCAUGGCCCUGAAGAAGCACCACCCCAACCCCAACUCCGCCCCUCCCGUCUCCUCCUUUGAGCGCUUCAACAAGGCCGGCCCGGUCCAGCAGAAGUUGUAG
Messenger RNA from Penicillium argentinense, 948 nucleotides. Its product is annotated as putative catechol dioxygenase. The transcript has a single exon. The record is from RefSeq and is a predicted model, not a curated record. Bases 1 to 948 code for a protein of 315 amino acids. Gene Ontology annotation, biological process: catechol-containing compound metabolic process. Gene Ontology annotation, molecular function: catechol 1,2-dioxygenase activity; ferric iron binding. NCBI's taxonomy places the organism in Eukaryota, Fungi, Ascomycota, Eurotiomycetes, Eurotiales, Aspergillaceae.